Aureobasidium pullulans EXF-150 is the source of this 1053-nucleotide messenger RNA. Its product is annotated as NAD(P)-binding protein. The record is from RefSeq and is a predicted model, not a curated record. The transcript is spliced from 5 exons. NCBI's taxonomy places the organism in Eukaryota, Fungi, Ascomycota, Dothideomycetes, Dothideales, Saccotheciaceae. The coding region runs from base 1 to 1053 and encodes 350 amino acids. Gene Ontology annotation, cellular component: intracellular anatomical structure. Gene Ontology annotation, molecular function: oxidoreductase activity, acting on NAD(P)H, oxygen as acceptor.
AUGUUCAGCAGAAGUAUCCUCCGCCAGGCCACUCGUGCCGUGGCUCCCGCCCGCCCUCUUGCCAUGUCGGCUAGAAACAUGUCUGUCACACCUUUCUUGCGCCAGGACGAGAAGCCCAUCCCCGAGGAGAAGGGUGAGCACGUUGGCUCGUUCUCUAGAACCGACGACACCAUCGAGAUCCCUUUCGAUGAGAAGGCUGUGCCUAAGCAAGAGCCUGUCCAAGGCCGUGGAGGUUUCCAUUUCCAAAGAACCCUUGCCUCCUUCUCCCUUGAGGGCAAGACUGCCCUGGUCACUGGUGGUGCCAGAGGUCUGGGUCUGGUCAUGGCCCAGGCCUUGGUUGUUUCUGGCGCAGAUGUCGCCAUUGUCGACCUCAACAAGGAGGAAGCUGAGAAACAGGCAAAGGAGCUUGUCAAGGUCUUCAAGGACGAGAACCCCGGCGCUGACCGAGUGCCCAAGGUCACCGGACACUACUGCGAUGUCAGCGAUGAGGCCUCUGUUGAGGGCGUCCUCUCGGAUGUCAUCAACCAACACGGAAAGAUCGACAACCUCGUUACCUCUGCCGGCUUCACCGAGAACUUCGACGCCAUCAAAUACCCCAUCGAUCGUGUGAGAAAGCUCUGGGGCGUCAACGUCGACGGCACCUACCUCUUCGCUACUGGCGUGGCUCGUCACCUCAUGGAUCGCAAGGCUCCCGGUAGCAUAGUAUUCAUCGGCAGCAUGUCCGGUUCCAUUGUCAACGUCCCUCAACCUCAGGCUCCCUACAACGCUUCAAAGGCCGCUGUCCGUCACCUCGGACGCUCGCUCGCUGUCGAGUGGGCCCAUGCCAACAUCAGAGUUAACGUCAUCGAGCCUGGUUACAUGCUUACUGCCUUGACUGAGAAGAUCCUGAACGAGAACCCCGAGCUCGGCAACAAGUGGACCAGCUUGAUUCCUCAGGGCAAGAUGGGCCGCCCUGUCGAUCUCAUGGGUCCUGUCGUCUUCCUUUGCAGUGACGCCUCCAACUACGUUACUGGCGCCGACCUCCGCGUCGACGGUGGUUACACUUGCACUUAA